Manis pentadactyla (Chinese pangolin) is the source of this 2181-nucleotide messenger RNA. RefSeq names its product F-box protein 39 (gene FBXO39). The transcript is spliced from 4 exons. Lineage: Eukaryota; Metazoa; Chordata; Mammalia; Pholidota; Manidae. The record is from RefSeq and is a predicted model, not a curated record. Gene Ontology annotation, molecular function: protein binding. Bases 192 to 1523 code for a protein of 443 amino acids.
CACAAGCCCAGGGUCACCUCCCCUGGAGAAGAUGAGGCAGCCUACAACAUUCUGAGGAGAUGCUCUCAGUGUGGUACCCUACUUCCCCUGCCCAUCCUAAAUCAACAUCAGAAAACAAGUGAUUGGCUUUCAUCCCCCAUUUUUGGAAGCCCUGCCUACUGCACAGCUUCACUGGACAUCCCGGUUCCUUGAUGGAUGAAGAAAGCCAACUGCUCCAACCCCCAGAUCAGAGCUACUGGGCCGCUCUGCCCGAUGUAUGCCUGUGUCGUAUUUUCUGGUGGCUGGGAGACAGGGACAGGUCCAGCGCAGCCCUUGUCUGCAGAAAGUGGAACCAGAUGAUGUAUUCAGCUGAGCUCUGGCGAUACAGGACCAUCACGUUCAGCGGGAGGCCCUCCAAGGUGCAUGCAUCCGAAUACGAGUCUGCUGUUUGGUAUGUUAAGAAAUUUGGCCAUUAUCUGGAGCAUCUGGAGAUCAAAUUCUUGCAUCCUUACAAUAUUUUCUUGACGAAGAAGUUCCAGAUCACCAUGCGAGGCCUUCUCUCAUGCCUGGGCAAGCGUAAUGAGGGUCUGAAAUCUCUCUCCAUUCAGCACCUGGAGCUGGACCGUCUGGUCUGGAGAAACAGUGUAAGGAGGUCAUUCAUCAAAAGCUUAAGCUUCUUCUUAAAGAAAAUGGGCAAACACCUGGAUUAUCUCAACCUGAAAGGGGCCAGGCUGACCUUGGAGCAAGGCUGCCAUGUGCUCAACUCCCUGAGCUCUCUAAGGAGCAGAAGUGUGGUGUCAGAACUCAACAUCGAGGACUUCUUCAGCCACCACCUCGCUGUCUACGGCAGCCCCCAGUUCAAUAGGACCAUGGCCAUGUUCCAUGGCCUGGUGUCCCUGACCCUCAACUACAACUGCAUCUCCGAUGAGCUGCUGGACAACUUGAGUGAGAACAAUGCCAGUACCCUCAGAAACAUGUACAUUAAAUGCCACAUUCAUGACCCCCACAGGCAGGUCAUCUGGGGCAUGUCCUGGGCCAAGCUGGCCAGGCACACCACUAACCUGAAGGUGAACUUCUUCUUUGAGUGGGUCAUGAAGUAUGAGCACUUGGCCAGGAUCCUCUUGCAGGAGAUCCCUGUCAGGAGCAUAAGUCUGAGAAGCUGCUAUUUCAGUGACCCAGACUGGUCGAUGAAGCCCACUCUGCUGGAUCUCCUGCCCACCUUCCGGCACACUCUGAAGAAAUUAACUUUUGAGUUCAACAACAACCAUGAAUCACUGGACGAGGAGCUGUACCUCCUCAUCUUAUCCUGCAAGAAGUUGUUUUACUUAAAAAUCUGGGCUUUCCUUGAUGUUAAGUUCGUGGAGAGGAUCCUGAAGAGUCAGAGGAAAGGCCAAUGUGCCCUGCACACGCUCAAGGUGAGAAUUUAUACAAACAGAUAUGAGACAGAUGAAGAGGACAGGAUGCUGAGGGAAAUUUACAGGAGGUACAGAAAGCUGAUCGAUUCAGAGCUUAACUAUUUUGUCACCGUGUACCCCAUGAUGUAGUGAGCGCCUUCCAGGAGGCAGCCAGCACUUCAAACCUGACAACUCAGUUCUCACAGAAGACACUUGGGACGUCCCCUCCCACACCCCUCUUGCUUCUCCCUCUCCUUGUUGCCAGUCCACACCCACAUGAACACCCCAGCAAAGGCUGGGACCGCUGGUGAUGUGAAGGUACCAGGUGGCCUUAAAGUGCAAUCUUUACCAACGAUGCAGAGGCUCUUUCUGGUUUUGUCAUUUGGUUUUGUUUUUUGAUGCCCACACUCAGCCAUAGAGCUAAGAGCCCAAAGCCACUCAGAGCAGUGUUGCACUCCUGACUCCUGCUCACCAGUGCUCUGGAAAAGGCGGGACUAGUCAGGGAGCAAAUAGAACUGAGUUUUUUUCCUGACAUCAGUUCAGAAAUGCUUCCUGUCCUGGCUGACCUUCAUGUCAGUUUCAGGACACUGCCUGAUCUCGGAUGAAUAGAAAUGCACCAGCAUGUCCUCCAAGGAACAGGGAAAUGCCCACUUUUAGAAGGAGCCUGCUCAGAGCUGAACUCCCUCCCACAGACAGAACUCAGCCCCAGACUUACAGGUGGUGUGGACCCAGGUCCCCAGCGUCUGCUUUACCGUUGUCUCUUCUAUCUUCCCAUCCCGGUAGCAUCGUGUCCACCCUGCUGUGAACA